Messenger RNA from Chara braunii, 2409 nucleotides. Lineage: Eukaryota; Viridiplantae; Streptophyta; Charophyceae; Charales; Characeae. The record is from the annotation of a GenBank genome assembly.
GGAUGCUUUUUUUUUUUUUUUUUUUAACCUGCUGGUCAUGGAUAGACUGAACUGCCUACGGACGAGUUUCAACUGCAAUUGAAACUCGGCCCCUGACUAAAGUGCCAAAUCGGUGUCUGGAAUGCAAUUACAAACCAUUUUCGUGACUGCGCCGAAGUUACCCCUUAAAGAAAAGUGGCUAAAAGAGCGAACAGUGAUUUUUAUUUUUCAAGAGGAGGCCAAGGACCUGACGCGGGGAGUAAAAGAGGAUUUAAUUAGGGCAUAUGAGGAUGGGUGGACAGCAAGAAGGCUGUUUAAUCCUGAAUUGCGGCGAGGGAGAGUGAAAUUUGAGGGCCCUAAUGUGGUUUCUUAUGUUGCUAAGGCGGUGGAAGGGGCCAACUGGUUGGCUCAGAAAGGCACGAUUACCCUCAACUUGAGGGGUAAGGACUACACUGUCACCCUGAAACCCUGGAUGAUGAAACAAGAGUUGAAGGAAGUGAAGCUUAGGGAGGCCGAGACUAACUUUUGGAUAGUCGCGUUGAGGGUUCCUCUGGAGGCGAUGUACUAUGUUGCCUCGGCGGCGGAGGGGUUGAUUGGAGGGGUAAAGUUCAUGCACCCCCCGGAAGCGGAUAGAUCCAAACCCAAGCUAGUGAACAUGAAGCUAGACAUGGAACCUCAAGCUAGGUUCAGAGUUGAGGAUCACCUGCUGAUUGAAUCCCCGAAAGGGGGGGUGUGGAAAGUGGAGGUGGCAACCCCGUUCUCGGACUGGUGUCGCAAUGCAGAUGUUCUGUUUCAGGCGGGAGUUCGGUGGUUUAAGUUGGACGGGAUAAGAGAGCAAAAUCGUCACGAGUUGGAAACGCUGUCGUUGGCGCAAGAUGUUUCUGGUUUGCUGCUGCUUCAGCUUAAUGCCUCCUUACCUGCUGAAAAGAAUUUGCAGUCGAGGUUUAUGGAGGACUCCUUGGUAGUUGGAUGGAGAUCCCCUUCUCAUUCUGCACAGUCUGCGCAGUCCCGGGGCUCAGGGAGCAGAAGUUCGAGGCGUCAAUCCCCUGCACAAGGGCAGCGCAGAGGGAGCAUUCCGGUCUCAGACAACUUGGUGAUUACAGGGGACUGGAAUGUCUCCCUGGAUGAGGCUGCUAGGGAGGGAUCCCAUACAGCAGGGUGGAAGGAUGCUUGUGCUCUGUUGGACCUGAUGAUGGCUAAGGGCUUAUCUGACCCAUACAGGUCACUCAACCCCGACGAGGCAGGGUACACAUGGUUUUCGAAUGUGAGGAAAGACAAUGGAGGAAUCACUCGAAGGAGGUUAGAUUAUUUUUUGGUUGGGAGGGCCCUGCAGCAGGCUGUCACACAGGUGAAGCAGCUCUCGCACCCAUUGUCUGAUCAUAAGCCGGUGGUGGCAGAUCUAGUCACAGCAAGGUCGGAAGAGAGGGGGAGGGGUUAUUUCAAACUGAAUGCCAAGGACUUGGAGGAUCCGGGCCUUAAAGGUUGGGUAGCUAACCACAUGGAGGCUUGGCAAACGACCAAGGGGGAUUUUGGUUCAGCAGCCGAAUGGUUGGAUGGGGGUAUAGCUAUUAUCUCAAGGGUUCUCAGCGUGAGCUCUAGGAUCCUGGCCAGGGAAAGGAAUAGAGAGGAAGAGCAAUGCAAGCGAAGUGUGGAGGAAGCGGAGAGGAGACUGGAGCAGCACCCCAUCUCCGAACUGGUGUGGGCGGCAGAAAGAGAGAAAAGAAUGGCUGCGUGGGAGAAGCUGCAAAUUGAGCGUCAGGCUAGAUGGGAGGAGAACCUGAAGGUUAAAGGUAUCAUUGUGCAAGAUAAGCUAUCGAAAGAGAACUUCCAGAGGCUGCUGCCUAGUUACUGCUUCCACCAGGUAGUUCAGCUCACCCAUCCCCCACCAGUGAUCUCCCCCGAGGGCAUUUUAGAUUAUGCUCGGUUGUACUACUCAGACAUAUUGAUGUCCAGGAAGCCUAGGGAGGACGUGCUCAGUGAUCUCUCUAUGGAGCUGGAUAUGUGGGAGGAUACAGAUGCGACACUAGUUCCAGCAGAGCGGUUGAGCCUAGACAGACCUGUUUCUAUCGAUGAAUUGCAGCACACUUUGGCAGUUAUGGCAGCGGGGAAAUGCCCAGGAAGAGAUGGGUUGACUGUAGAAUUCUAUCGGAGUUGUUGGGAUGCUGUAGGACCAGCCUUGGUCGAAGUCUACAACAAGGUGCUGACAGGGGAAAAGCUGGGGGAUUUGAUGACCUUUGGGGUUAUCUCUGUUAUGUUCAAAAAAGGAGAUAAAUCCAACAUCAGGAACUACCGGCCUAUCUCGGUGUUGAACGUGAGCUACAAGUUGCUGGCCAAGACUUUGGCGUUGCGUUUAGGAAGGAUCUUGCCUAAGCUGGUGGAGCAUGAUUAGGGGGCUUUCGUGCAAGGAAGGUUGAUAUUUGUGAACAUUCU